Messenger RNA from Ostrea edulis (European flat oyster), 5401 nucleotides. Its product is annotated as high-affinity choline transporter 1-like. NCBI's taxonomy places the organism in Eukaryota, Metazoa, Mollusca, Bivalvia, Ostreida, Ostreidae. Bases 183 to 1814 code for a protein of 543 amino acids. Gene Ontology annotation, biological process: acetylcholine biosynthetic process; choline transport; transmembrane transport. Gene Ontology annotation, molecular function: choline:sodium symporter activity. Gene Ontology annotation, cellular component: plasma membrane. The transcript has 7 exons. The record is from RefSeq and is a predicted model, not a curated record.
GAUAACUUAGAAAGGACCAGUCUCAGUGGAUGACUUUGAUAUAUACCCACACCUUACUACCGCAGAGUACAAUUCAUCAGGGAAUUUAAAAUCUGCUAUAGGCUGUCCUUUUACACAACCUUAAGCUAACCAUAAAAUUGUCUUUUCCGCCUCGAGAACACAGUUCAUAGUUCAACAAAAACAUGGUGCUGAACGUCCCAGGUUUGAUCGCGGUCAUCAUCUUUUAUAUUCUCAUCCUAAUCAUUGGACUAUGGGCGGCCCGCCGGACCAAAGGCGAAACCAACAGCGAGAAUAUCAUGCUGGCAGGGCGGAACAUAGGGGCAUUCGUGGGAGUGUUCACCAUGACAGCUACCUGGGUAGGUGGAGGGUUCAUCAAUGGUACAGCAGAAACAGUUUACAGUUAUGGUCUGGUGAACUGUCAGGCUCCAGUGGGCUAUGCACUCAGUCUGGUCAUGGGUGGAGUAUUUUUUGCCCGCAGGAUGCGUGAACAAGGUUAUGUGACCAUGUUGGACCCGUUCACACGGACCUACGGAGAGAGGAUGGGAGGGCUGAUCUACAUACCGGCACUGCUGGGGGAGGUGUUCUGGUCUGGGGCCAUACUGGCCGCUCUGGGGAGUACACUGAGAGUGAUUGUUGGCCUUUCUCAUGAAGUAGCCAUUGUAGUGUCCGCCUGUAUCGCCGUCUUCUACACUCUGUUUGGGGGACUCUACUCCGUGGCUUACACUGAUGUCGUCCAACUCAUCUGCAUUUUUAUCGGUUUGUGGCUGUGUAUCCCAUUUGCUAUGACCAAUGAACUGGUGGAAAACAUAUCUGUCAAUUCUUCUGCGGUGUGGAUCAAAGAGGUGGAUCCAGUAUAUGUAGGAGUUUACAUGGACUCCUUUCUCCUCUUGAUAUUUGGAGGGCUACCCUGGCAGGUUUAUUUCCAAAGGGUAUUGUCUGCACGAACAGUCGGGAUUGCUCAGAGCCUAUCGUUUGCAGGUGGCCUGGGUUGUAUAAUUAUGUCAGUGCCGUCAAUCCUUAUAGGCGCCAUAGCUGUCAAUACAGACUGGAAUCGCACGGCCUUUGUGACAAGAGACAACUUCAAUGCUUCUGAGAUUUCUAGUAGAGGGUCUGAUAUUUUACCCUUAGUUCUGCAAUACCUCACCCCAGAAUGGGUAUCUUUCUUUGGAUUAGGCGCGGUGUCUGCUGCAGUAAUGUCGUCUGCUGAUUCCUCCAUCUUAUCAGCCAGCUGUAUGUUUGCCAGAAAUAUCUACAAGAUGAUAUUCCGUCAAAGGGCUUCGGAAAAGGAAAUCAUCUGGGUGAUGCGAAUCGCCAUUUUUGGUGUUGGUGCAUUGGCAACCGUCAUGGCAAUCACUGUGAAGUCCAUAUACACGUUGUGGUACCUCUGUUCUGAUCUCGUAUAUGUGGUAUUAUUCCCACAACUUCUGUGUGUUAUUUACUUAAGAGCUUCCAAUACAUACGGGUCACUUGUGGGAUACAUCAUAGGCAUGUUUUUCCGGAUCGCUGGAGGAGAACCCUCUUUGGGCAUUGGCGUGCUCAUCAAAUUUCCUUACUAUUCCGUGAAUAACGGACAGUUAUUUCCAUUUAAAACUCUCUGUAUGUUGAUGUCCUUCACUUCGAUAGUCUUUGUGUCCUAUCUGACCGAUUUCUUGUUCAAAAAGAACAUCCUUCACCCUCGAUUUGAUGUAUUCAAAUGUGUGAUAAACAAAAGGCCAUCUGACGCAAAGCUGACAAAGUACAGUGUAAAAUCUGAGGAGACUUUUGCCAAUCCUUCGUUUUUACCCUCCAAGGAGGAAAUACGCGAAAGGCGAUAAAUCGAUGGUUAGAUCACCUAAUUACACUAAUCGUUUGAUUGAUUACUUCCAUAGUAAGUUAUAAUUUUUGCCCCAGAAUGCUCGUAUUUAUCGUAAAGGUAUUCCAUUAUGCAAAGAAAUGAUUUAUCACUUUCAGGAAAAAUUCUCCAUUAAUAAUACAUGUGUGCCAAUGAUACAUGUAGUUCAUUUUCAUGAGGAGGUCAAAUUCUGGUGCAAAGCAAUACGAUCUCAUCUCGUUUGUGCCUAAAAUUACAAACUAAUGUAUGGCUAAUAAUGAUUUUGAUUGAAGCUACGUUGUAAGAACAUCGCUUAUAUGGAGCACAAUUGUUUCGUCACUUCCUUUGCUGAUGUCAUUAUGACAUCACAAAUGACAUUAAAUGAGAUUGCAACAGUUCGUUUUUGACAAAUUAUCUAUGAGGAUGAUGGUCAGUAAAUAAGCUUAUCUGUAAACAGCCUUGCGGAAAUCGAAGAAAAUUUCUUAUAAGUAUGGUUCAAAGUGCUUGUACAUGUACUAGGAUUGUAGUUAAUGAUGAUAACUCGUGUCAAGGUUCAGUGAAAUUUAAUGCUACAGUGCUGCCCAUUUUGUCAAAAUGAUAUGUAAAUAGGUACAGCCCUGAAGUGCAUUAAAUAUAAUUAUAAGAUAAUAUCAAAAUGUACAUUAAUCAGUAACUUCUAUAAUUCAUGAAUACAAUUUCCAUAAAGAUUAUGAAUCAGAAUCAAGGGAGACAACUCCUAAAGUUACAUAAUAUUUCUCUCAUAAAAUAUCAGCUUACCAUUCCAUGGGAAACGCUUCAACUUUUACACUACAACCUUAUUAUCCAUUGUGGAUGUGCACAUGGACUUUGUAAUUUAUAGAAAUAAAAAAUCUAAAAUACUUUUUUCAUUAAAGGGAAAUGCAACCCCCCCCCCCCCCCCCCAAUGUUUUUACAUAAUAAAUGAUAAGAUUAAUUAUAUGAUAAAGAUUUGUCAUAUCAUUCUGUUGAUACAUGGCCUAUAUAAGCCUCAGUACUAAUUUUAAAACGUUAAAAAUUGAAAUUUCCGCCAUCUAUAGAGGCUGCCAUGAAGCGGAACUCUGUUGUAGUCAAGACCACAAAAAUCAAUAAUUUUGACGUCACGCCGUCUAUUCCGGUUUUAAUGAGAUUCUAAGAUCAUCAAAGAUGUGCAUGUGGUAGAUAUUACGAAUACAUUGCAAAUAGGUGGAUGCCUUCUUGUCAAGCUGUUAAUUAUACGCCCGUCGAAGACGGGACAUAUUAUGGUAUGGCGUCGUCCGUCCGUCUGUCUGUCCGGAGCUUGUGGGCAGGAUACAGAUUGAACCAUAAGCGCUAGGGCUUUUGAACUUGGUACAUUUGAUCACCAUGAUGAGAGGAAGAUGCCUAUUGUUUGUCAAGGUGAGAGGUCAAAGGUCAAGGUCGUAGUAUCACUUAUUAGGAAAACCUUGUGGGCAGGAUACAAACCGAACCGUAAGCUCCUGGAUAUUAUAACUUAGUAUAUUUGAUCACCAUGAUAUAGUGCUAACUUCACUAAAAUAUGAAUCCCACUAAAAUAUGUUUUCCUUGAGCAAAAUGUACGGGCGUAUUAUGCCACGUUGGUGUUGCUCUUGUUACACUAAUGCGAAGGGGAGAUGGGAAACAAAAACAAAAAUUUGAAAUUCCUGACCCAACAAGGUUAUUUGAAAAGAAAAUACUAUGUAAACUGUGGAUCCAUCAUUUGCGUAAUGACAAGUUGAGGUUUGAGUCAUGUACAUGUAUUAAGAAACGAGUACCAUCUGCCUGGUCUGCGACUCGACUGAACGUCUUCUUUUCUUAAAUUCCUCUUGCGAAAGAACGGCUCAAAUCUAUACGACUCCAAACUUAACUGUUCGUGACUUGUCAUGUUUACAGUGCUGCUGAUGAAAUAAACCGGAGCCGACGGUGUGACGUAAUAAAUUAAACUUCAAUGGCCGGUCUCUUAGCAGCGGGUAAUUUGAAAUAUAAGAUAUGUUAAUAUUGAUUUAAUUGUUAAGCAGGGAUAUUUGUUAAAGAUUGUCAUUUACGAUAUCAGUAAGUAAUACUUUAGUCAUAAGGCAACAAUGUGGUUAGGGUUGCCUUUCCCUUUAAAUCAAAGUUAUUUGCUCACUUUGAACAGAAUAGUUAGAUACCCUGAUCAUAAAAUAAAGUGGAACUCGAUAGAUUUACCAAUUUACUCUUGAUACAAUUAGCUAAAACAUAUUUCAAAAUACAGCCUUUCCCUCAGCAUUAGGAGACUUAGUGGAUUUUCUGAUACAUACAUGUAGACUGGGACAUCAAUAGGAAUUUAACAGGGACUUACCAGAAAAUAAGGAAACCUCUCUCCAAAAUGGUCUUAGUCAAAGCCUACAAAAUCAAGUCUUUUCUUCGUCGAUACAAGACACAGAGAGUUCAACUUUGGCAGUAAAACCCAUAACCAUAGAAACCCAAGAAUACUUCAAGACCUUGGACAUAUGCCGUAUGGUAAUCACUUAUGUGUUCAGAUGUGGCUAGAGAAAUAAAGGAGUGGAUCUUGAUUUUUGAAGUAAAUUACAUUUACUUUGACAAGCAUUUUGAAACGAAUUCACACCAUUACAUAUAUUAUACAUUUAUUGUACCUAAAAUUUUAAUUUCUGAUAUCAACACCACUGAUUGUAUAGUACAAAUCGACAAAUUAUUGAUUUCUGUAACACGUUUAUUUGAAGCAAUGAACUGGAAUUGUUCAACAAUUUAUAGGGCAGUAAAAGGUGCUUAAACUUAUCUUUUAUGCUUGAUGAAAUGUUAUUACUUUCAAUGAGAAUUGUUUAUUCAAUAUUUGAAUUAAGGAACAAUCCAUUAUUGCUCAGAUAUGUAUAUAUCCCAAAAUUUAAGAAUUCUGAAACAAUCUUAAAACUGCAUGGAUAUAUAUGUUAAUGUGUUAUGCAUGCACUGUGUUGAAAUGGUUGUCGGGGUUUUGACACAUAGUGCACGACCUAAACGGAAGCGCAUUAUUUGGCAAAACGUAACUGCUAUUCCGGCGUCGUAUAUGCAUAACAACUUGAAUGUUUCCUAAUUAUUAUGCUGACUGUCCAAAUCUGCUCGUAUUGUUUAGUAGACAUACACAAGUCAUUAGGUAUGUACAUUUUCAACGGUGCAUUUUACUUCAAUGACGUCAGACUUCAACUGAAACAGCUUUAACCAGCAGUGGGUGCUAAUUAGAUAGAGGUUCUGAAAAGUCGGCGUAUCAAGGGAAAAUGACCCGCCUUCACUUCUUUCCGAAGAGCAGAAAUUUUGAUGGUAACUCACAGUAUAAUGCAACACAUAUGCAGUAUUUACAUGUACAUAUAUUUGUUUAUAAUUUACCAGUUUUGUUUGUAACCCACCUCUUAUUAUAAUAUAUUGAUGGGAACAUUUAUACGUGUAUCUCGGUACAUAUAUCUGAUAAUCUUAUUAUGUAGAAUUGUCUUUAUUGAUACAGAUGUAUCGACUAUUUUUUGAUAUAUUCAAAGAUAGAAUGAUUCAUAGAGCGUAUCUAAAGAUGUUUUUGUAUUUCAUUAUACUAUAUCAUUUUGUUAUAUUUUUUAUACAGAAUUUUUUUUUAUUAAAUCGGGAUUUCUAAGGGUA